GCUGUCAGUCCCGCGCUGCGGCGCUGGCUCGUGCUCUGCCGGGCGUGGGGGCCUCCUCCAGGGGCUGGUCCCUGCUGACAGCGUGCCCGAAGUGUGUCAGAUGCAGCCUCGCCGUCCUUGCUUCUGAGGAGCGUUCCAGCUCUACUGCUGGGCAGAUUGUCCCUUCUCUUGGCACUCCAUGGUGCAUUCGACGACAUUCUUUGCCAACACCACAAUUCAAAGGCAUGGAUUCCCCUUCAGUCGUCCUUAUUCCUUGUCCAGCUUUCACAUGCAUAUCAGGUGAUUGAAAACACCGUGGUUUCGGUCAGGCGCACCUUAGUCCUCAAGGUGACAUCUUUGCUUCUCAACACUUCAAAGAAGUCUUUUGCAGCAGGUGUGGCCAAUGCAGUGUGUCCUUUGAUUUCUUGACUGCGACUUCUAUGGGUGUUGAUUUGACUCAGAUGAGGACUACGCAUGACGUGCCUCAGCAGACGCUCAAUGGUGGCGACAGCUUCUCUUCUGCUCUGCAGCUUGCGUCUAGAGGAUCUCGGUGAGAGAAGGCCUGUGUCCCUGUCUGCCUGUGGCUCAAGAGAUUCUGGAGGGGGAGGUGGCAGUGCAAGGGAGCAGCUGUCCUUGCAGGAUAUAGCUGAGCUGAUCCGGACCAGAGCCUGCCAGAGGGUGGUGGUCAUGGUGGGGGCCGGCAUCAGCACACCCAGCGGCAUCCCUGACUUCAGGUCUCCGGGGCGGGGCCUCUACAGCAGUCUCCAGCAGUACGACAUCCCGUACCCUGAGGCUAUUUUUGAACUGUCAUUCUUCUUCCGAAACCCCAAGCCCUUUUUCACUUUGGCCAAGGAGCUGUACCCCGGGAACUUCAGGCCCAACGUGACUCACUACUUCCUCCGGCUCCUGCAUGAUAAGGGGCUGCUGCUGCGGCUCUACACGCAGAACAUUGAUGGGCUCGAGCGGGCAUCCGGCAUCCCUGCCUCGAAGCUGGUUGAAGCUCAUGGCACCUUCGCGUCAGCCACCUGCACCAUCUGUCUCCGAUCCUGCCCUGGGGAAGACUUCUGGGCCGACGUGUUGGCGGACAGGGUGCCCAGCUGCAGGGUCUGUACUGGCAUUGUGAAGCCCGACAUCGUGUUCUUCGGGGAACCACUGCCAGAGAGGUUUCUGCUGCAUGUGGCUGAUUUCCCCAUGGCUGAUCUGCUGGUCAUCCUUGGGACCUCUCUUGAGGUGGAGCCUUUUGCCAGCUUGUCCGAAGGCGUCUGCAGCUCCGUGCCCCGAGUGCUCAUCAACCAGGACGUGGUGGGCACCUUUGCAUGGCAUCCCCGGGGCAGGGAUGUAGUGCAGCUAGGGGACGUGGUUCACAGCGUAGAGAAGCUGGUGAAGCUGCUGGGCUGGACAGAGGAGAUGCGGGACCUCGUGCGGCGGGAGACGGAAAAGGUGCGAGAUGUGUCAUCAUCAGCAUCUUCUAUUCCAUAGUUUGGCUCUUAGGGAUAUGAUGGGGCUCAAUGCAGGGGACGGGUAGGCACGGCGGCCCUCACAGCCAAGAGGGCCACUGAGAAGAGAGCCACGUCCAUCUGAUGAAAUCUCGUGCCGGGAGACGCACCGGGCACUUGUUCAGAAAUCUGGGCCAAAUGAGGAUACACGACUCGAAGACUAGACUGGACUGUCUGAGCCACCAUGGACACCCAGGGCUGUGCAGUUGGUGUGACUGGUGGCCUAGCUUGUCUGUGUGGCCGCGCAAAGGGCAUCGGAAAGCAGUCUUCCGAAGGUGGCCCUCUACAUUGAACAGAUUAAUUGCGGGAUCCUAGGCCAGACCUGGUUUUGACCAGUCAAGUCUGAGGGGCAGUCUCAAGGCCAAACAGUUGCCUACUUGGUCUCUGAUAUGUGUCCUAGAGCUGGGUGUUCUCUGGGUCUUCCAGUGGUUGUUUUUAAUUAGACAAAAUUUUUCUUUUCUGGCAUGAAAUAAACUUUACUAUAAAAACUA
Loxodonta africana (African savanna elephant) is the source of this 1966-nucleotide messenger RNA. It is a transcript of the gene SIRT3, whose product is annotated as sirtuin 3. NCBI's taxonomy places the organism in Eukaryota, Metazoa, Chordata, Mammalia, Proboscidea, Elephantidae. The transcript is spliced from 9 exons. The coding region runs from base 454 to 1458 and encodes 334 amino acids. Gene Ontology annotation, molecular function: NAD+ binding; histone deacetylase activity, NAD-dependent. Gene Ontology annotation, cellular component: nucleus. The record is from RefSeq and is a predicted model, not a curated record.